Cetraspora pellucida is the source of this 600-nucleotide messenger RNA. NCBI's taxonomy places the organism in Eukaryota, Fungi, Glomeromycota, Glomeromycetes, Diversisporales, Gigasporaceae. The record is from the annotation of a GenBank genome assembly.
AUGGUACUUGACAUAAAGCUUGCAGAAGGCCCUGAAAAUAUCGACAAUGAUACUAUUCAGGAGGUAAAUAUUAAUGAUAUUGCAUGUGUAGAGAUCGACUGCCUUGAUGUGAGGGACCUUAUUAAGCAUGAAAUCGAAGAGUUAACAAUUAAUGAGUCUGAUGCAGCCAGUACGGUAUAUCAAGCACAUUUGCUUGUGAAUGUAGAUAUAACUUCAGACAUGAUGGCCAAGGACGUUGCUGCUCUUAUUGUUGCUGAAAUAGAAGGUGGUGAUGAUUAUUCAUGGAAUGAAAUUUUAAAAAAAAUUUUUGAAGCAGUAAAAACACAUAAUAUUAAUCCAUGUUUUGUAUUUAUGAACAAGGAUUUCGUGGAAAUUAAUACUACAAUAGAGAUUUGUAAAAACAAUCAUAGAUGGGAGGCUGUUCCUAAUAGUAUUCAACAAGAAAGUUGGGAACCAUAUUGCGCAGAUAAUAUAAAAUUAACUCUUGAGGAUGCAAAGCAAAUUGCAUUAUCUAGACAUUGGGAAUGUCUUUCAGAGAAUUUAGAACUCAAUAUUCCUUACUAUUAUUAUGGUUUUGCAAUUGAAGUACAAGAAGAAUAG